AUGCGCCCGCCAGACUGGCGCACCAGCUGGAGUCACCUGCCACUAGACAAGGGCGAAUGGAUCUCGGAGCUGUGGCAUUGCAAGGAUCUCGAUACAAUGGAGUCAGGACUCACGCUCGUGACCAACAAACAUCGUGUCCAGGCUAUAGGAUACUACAGCAAGCCGUUGAAGAGUAGUAUCCGACUGGUCGCUGUGCUGGGCCCGCAGCCACGCCGACUCUACUAUGAUGCCGACUACGGCAUAGAGACGCACGGAAUCGAUCCUGCCGACUGGCCAUGGCAGCCUCCACUGGGUGCCGGCCUGUCGCCGCGGAAGCGGCUGCGGCCCCCCCGUUCGCCGACCCCUCGUUCGCCGGCACCCCGUUUCCCCAUGACCAGCUUCUGCUUCACUAGGGCUUGCCUCGAGGGCGUGUCCGGGGUGGCCGUGUGCCAAAUUGGCGCCGUAGUCAGCGGGCUGAUACUUAGCUACGCCAAAGGGCAUCGCGAAUGCGUGGGCAAUAUCCGCACCGACUGCCUUAGGCGACCCGUGCCGGUAGGGCCCGCCACCGAAUUCUGGCUCGUGGUAUCCACGGUCAAGCCGGGGAAGCUCCAGGCCACGGCGGUAGACUUUGACCACUACCCGCCGGGCGACACGCGGAUCCCUUGGGAAGGCGUCCUCGAAUGGUGGCAGGCUGGCACCCAGGCGAGAAUCUACCACGAGGGGAGGGAGAUACGACCUUUUGAUGACUAG
Geosmithia morbida is the source of this 729-nucleotide messenger RNA. RefSeq lists its product as uncharacterized. The record is from RefSeq and is a predicted model, not a curated record. The transcript has 2 exons. Lineage: Eukaryota; Fungi; Ascomycota; Sordariomycetes; Hypocreales; Bionectriaceae. The coding region runs from base 1 to 729 and encodes 242 amino acids.